Molecule: messenger RNA, 1502 nt
Organism: Westerdykella ornata
Lineage: Eukaryota; Fungi; Ascomycota; Dothideomycetes; Pleosporales; Sporormiaceae
Product: P-loop containing nucleoside triphosphate hydrolase protein
Exons: 3
Coding region: 40-1101 (353 amino acids)
Biological process (GO): DNA-templated DNA replication; DNA repair
Cellular component (GO): DNA replication factor C complex; Rad17 RFC-like complex; Elg1 RFC-like complex
Molecular function (GO): DNA binding; DNA clamp loader activity; ATP hydrolysis activity
Source: RefSeq, a predicted model, not a curated record
CGCAAGACCCAAUCAUCAACACCACCUAACUCCCUCACAAUGGCUCUCCUCGUAGACAAGCACCGCCCCCGGAACCUCGAAUCUCUCUCCUACCAUCCGGAGCUCUCCGACCGUCUCAGAGCACUCGCCCAGAGCGGAGACUUCCCCCACCUCCUCGUCUACGGCCCUUCGGGCGCCGGCAAGAAAACCCGCAUCGUAGCCACCCUGAAAGAACUCUACGGCCCGGGCGUCGAAAAGAUCAAAAUCGACGCACGCGUCUUCCAGACGACGACGAACCGCAAACUCGAGUUCAACAUCGUCGCCUCGGUCUAUCACUUGGAAAUCACACCUUCAGAUGUGGGCAACUACGACAGGGUCGUCAUUCAGGAUUUACUGAAGGAAGUGGCGCAGACGCAGCAGGUCGACUUGAGUGCCAAGCAGAGAUUCAAGGUAGUCGUGAUCAAUGAGGCGGAUCAUUUGACGCGCGAUGCGCAGGCGGCGUUGCGCCGGACGAUGGAGAAGUACAGCCCGAAUCUGCGGUUGAUCCUGGUAGCGAAUUCGACGAGCAAUAUCAUUGCGCCCAUUCGGAGUCGGACCUUGCUGGUGCGGGUUGCGGCGCCGACGGAGGGGGAGAUUUGCGAUGUGUUGAGGGUGGUGGGGAAGAAGGAGGGGUGGAGGGACGUGGAGGGCCUGAAUGCGCGGAUUGCGAAGGAGAGUGGGCGGAAUCUGAGGAGGGCGUUGUUGAUGUAUGAGGCGGUACAUGCGCAGAACGAGAACCUCACCGAAAACACCCCCAUCCCGCCACCUGACUGGGAAGCCCUCAUCUCGCAAAUCGCCCAGCAAAUCGUCCAAGAGCGCAGCCCCGCGCGCCUCCUCCAAGUCCGCUCCGAGCUCUACGACCUCCUCUCCCACUGCAUCGACCCCACGACCAUCAUCAAAACCCUCACCUGGAAACUCAUCCCCAAGACGCCCGAAGAGAUUCAGCCCGAGGUCGUCAAGUGGGCGGCGUUUUACGAACACAGGUGCAGGCUGGGGAGUAAGGUCAUCUUUCAUCUCGAGGCGUUUGUGGCGAAGUAUAUGCGGGUUUAUGAGAGUCAUUUGAUGGGGUUGGACUUCGAUUAGGAGAAAAUAAAGGGGGUUGCGAGAGAGUUGGUGAGGGAGCAGAUGGGAUGGAAAGGGUGUUUCAUGGCGUUCUCAAGGAUCCUUUAUUAUGCAAGAAGGACGCUUUAUUCUGGUUAUGCAUUUACAUUCCGGCGUUGAUAUAGGCACUGCAUGCCGCAAGGGACAGGGAAAUGAAUGAUUUGUCGACCGCACACUACGUCAUACCCCAGCAAUUAUACUCGCGCAUAAUGAAGUACUCAACAGUCAAGCUUUACUUAACCCCCAACAAAAAACAACACCAGCCUUGCAAUUGCAGCAGUAUAAACCCUACGUCCCAAUUCCACUUUGCUUCCUACAGCCACACCAACCAUGUCAUCGAAUCCCAACGUCGUGGACAUUGGACCCGGAGGCCAGCAGACGCC